Molecule: messenger RNA, 306 nt
Organism: Penicillium macrosclerotiorum
Lineage: Eukaryota; Fungi; Ascomycota; Eurotiomycetes; Eurotiales; Aspergillaceae
Exons: 2
Coding region: 1-306 (101 amino acids)
Source: RefSeq, a predicted model, not a curated record
AUGUAUCAUCGCCGUGUGAGGAAAUGGUUCAAAGCAACAACCUCGCACCAAGAUCAGAAGGAUGCUCUUCUUCGGGGCCUGGAUAUGUUUGUUUACAUCUCUUAUCGGUGCGAGUUAUAUGAGCUCCGCUUUCAACCAGUGAACUCUUCUCCGGGCUCCCAGAAUCUUGAAUCAGCACCACUGGAGUCCUAUACUCUCAUCUUUGGGUUUCUAGCCAAGGCAGCCCACGCAUACAAAGAAUGCUGUUUUUAUCGAGCCUUUGCUGCAUUCUGGUCUUCCGACGACAUUUGGCAACUGGAGAUUUAG